AUGUUACAACAAUUACAAUCACCUUUCUCUUACUCACUCCCCAAAGCACAAGCUUGUGCACAAGAACAAUUAUCCCCCCCAAUUUUUUCGGAUAGACAAUCUUACAACACCACAUUACUAGAUACACCACUGACACCAUAUCCAAUCAGAAAGAAACAAAGAACAUCUUCAGGGAUACUGGAAAAGUUAUCUCUAAUGCAAUUCAAGUUAUCAAUGUUAGAUGACUCAUUAGUUAAAAAUGAAGUAUUACAACUAGUACAAGACCUUAUAGACAAUGAACAAGAAAGUAUGCUACCACAACGUUCCUUCGAGGAAAUGAUAAUAAAUACCCCUCCACCAUCAUUAGAACAACACCAAGAAAUUCGCACUCCAUUAUCAUCAAAUUAUCAAUACGUUGAUUGUUUUCAAACUCCAAAGGAAAGAAUAAUAGAUUGGGAAAGAAAUUGUCCUCAAGCUCCUAAACAACCUAAUUUUGUAGAUUUCCAGGAGAAUGAUGCAAUUGAUUUCGAGCAACUCAUGUUUGAUUGGGAAUCAAUAUAA
Molecule: messenger RNA, 540 nt
Organism: Hemisphaericaspora subhashii
Lineage: Eukaryota; Fungi; Ascomycota; Pichiomycetes; Serinales; Debaryomycetaceae
Exons: 1
Coding region: 1-540 (179 amino acids)
Source: RefSeq, a predicted model, not a curated record